UGCUUAAAAAAUUCGCCUCCUUAGUCUGGUCUUUAGUAUGUGAAAUGAGCAUGGUACUAGCUGUUGUGUGAACAGAGAGACAGUGGGACAGCGACAGGAAAGCCUGACCGUAUCGUCUAAGGGGAUAUUCUAUUUACACUUGUCCAUGUUUAUUAUUUUCUGGUGAUAACUGACUACAGAUGAUCUUUCUGCUCCAUUCCUCUUUUACAAGACGGACGGAUGUAAUUGUCCAAUCCAAGGAAAGUAUUUUGAAAGGACAGAAGAUUGGGUCAAGGAAUGUUGACAUUUGAGAGAAUUCUUCUUCUAUAAAGACAUCAUAUGUUGUUUUCAUAAAUGUAUUUCUACUUACAACAACACGUUCCCUGCCAUCGCCCGAACUCUGCGCCGCCCCGAUCCAGAUGAACAAUUCUCCCAGUGGAUCUGACGCGCAUUUACGCAGUCCGUCCCCUGAGCGUACCGGUAACGACCGUUGUAAUUCACUCCCGAGAGGAACUAAAAUACAGCUGGUUUCCGUACCUUCUCCCUCAGAUCCAACACGCCAGGCUAGAAGGCUGCCUAUUCGGAUUCUAAAGAUGUUGAGCACUCACAGUAGCAUCUUGCUACACCCAGAGUAUCUCCAACCCCUGACGUCCGCGCCAGUAAGCAUUGAGCUGGAUGCUAAGAAGAGUCCUCUGGCCCUGCUGGCUCAGACCUGCUCACAGAUCGGCAAACCAGACCCCCCCUCCUCAUCCAAGCUGGGCUCCCUCUCCUCCAUCAGCCUCAGUGACAAGGAGCCAUCCGGACGCUCCUCCAGCUCUGGCCACAAGUCUGGAGACCAGCACCAGUCCCUGGAGGAUAAGUCCAGCUUCAAGCCUUACAACAAGGCCGGAGGGGAAUGCCGCAAGGAUGGGUUGGUGACCAAGGGUGCUACAGACAAAGCUGGCUUCAGGGUUCCCAGUGGUGUAUCCGGGAGCAGUGGCUCUUGCCCGUCCUUCCCCCCACACUCCACCUCUCCCAGCUCCACCUCCCCUCCCCUGCACUCCCAAGGCCAGUCCCACAGACAGACCCAGUCCCCCUCCACACAGCAGCAGACAUCACACUCUCAGGCCCUGCACAUAGACAACAAGCCUGUGAGCUCGGACCAGGCCAGCUCAGACAGCAGCACAGGGAAGAAAGAUUCUGAUCACAGUAAGGAGAAGCUGGACGGGGCCCAGCUAGCUAACUCCAGUCACAUGCGGGCUAUCGCCAACUCCAGCAAUGCCAGCUCCGCUAGCAGCCCGCGGCCGGAGAGCAAGGCUGACUCACAGUCCUCUCAGUCUGGGCUAGGCUCCGGACACAUCGCCCCUGUCUCCCCCUUCAAACCAAGCCAUUCAAUCUUCCCCAUGCCCCCCUCCUCCAUGGGUUACCAUGGCUCCAUAGUGGGCGCCUAUGCAGGCUACCCAUCUCAGUUCAUGGAUCAUACCAAGUCUAGUCUAGGGAUGGGGAUCCCAGGAAAGCACCCCAGCUCCAGCCCCCUCACUGGGGCCUCACCUCCUUCCCUCAUGCAGGGUCUAUGCAGGGACCCGUACUGUUUGACUUACCCCAACCACCCCCAUUUAGGGGGAAGCAACUGCAAUACAUGUGUCCAUGACCCCUCCUCUCUAAAAUCAGGUUACCAAAUCAUGUACCCAUCACACCACCUUCACUCCCUCCACCCCAGCUCUCUAUCCUCCACCACCCCCACCCUGUCCCACCCGCUCUAUACCUACGGCUACAUGCUGCAGAACGAGCCCCAGCCACACGCCUGUAACUGGGUGUCAGUAGGAGGACCGUGUGACAAACGUUUCUCCACGUCAGAGGAGCUGCUGGCCCACCUGCGUACUCACACGGCUCUCUCUGGUGGGCUGGACAGUAAGCCCCUAUCUGCCUACCCCUCCUCAGCCGCCUCCUGCCACCUCCACCUUCCCCAACCCGGCAGCCCCGGCACCCUGCCCAGCUCCUUCUCCCUGCGGGGUCCUGGCCUGAGCCUGGCUCGCUACCACCCCUACAGCAAGGCCCACCUGCCCGGAACCCCAGGCCUGCCCAUGCACUCACUGCAGGCGUCCUCGCCCUACUACUCCCCCUAUGCCAUCUACAGCCAGAGACUAGGCUCAGCCUCCACCCUGGGCUACCAGUGACGUCUGAGGACACAACAACAACAGAACAGGCACAAGCUGGACACCUCAAAUAUGCACAGUGGAUGGAUGGACCAGGCCCCGUCUGGACAGGAGGGGUCCUCGCCAGUCGCCAGAACAAGGGGGCUUUACCGUGCCUGCCUGGAAUACCACCUGUUAGCCACAGGAUUCUGAAUGGCAUUUCAAUGGCAAGACCCAGUGGUGAUGGCUGGCCAGCAGUAAAGGCCCAGAGACAUUGGUGUGCGGGCCAGACACCUGCCUGGGAACAGAAAGGAGCUUGAAUUUGAUUGGAUGAGAUUGUGGGAUUUCGGAUUGGUUUUGGAUUUUUCUUUUUCUUUUCUUUUUUGCUCCCUCCCAGGACUGAAAACAUGUAUUUAUUUUUCACUUGAGCGCUUGGCAUUCAAACUUGGGGGAAGUUUACUAUCCAAAUUAAUUGUUCAUAAGUAUUCUAAUUGGAAAAAAAAUAUUUUAAAUAUAUUGUUAUGCCUAUCAUACACUCUUUAAAUAAAGUUUUUCACAAUGGCAAA
This is a messenger RNA of Oncorhynchus nerka (sockeye salmon), 2659 nucleotides long. Its product is annotated as zinc finger protein 703-like. Gene Ontology annotation, biological process: negative regulation of DNA-templated transcription. The record is from RefSeq and is a predicted model, not a curated record. Lineage: Eukaryota; Metazoa; Chordata; Actinopteri; Salmoniformes; Salmonidae. Gene Ontology annotation, cellular component: nucleus.